AUGAUUAAUAUAUUAAAGGACAUUCUUUAUAAAUCAUAUAGCUAUUUAGCAUUUCCUUUUUUUUAUUUGGGUUGGGCAAUAAAAAACUCUUAUCAACCUAAUAAAACUAUAAAAGAAGAAGAAUCAAAACCACCCAAAUAUCCAAAAGAAUGGAGUGAUUUAUUUAUCCAUUCUUAUAAUAAUGAACAUGAAAAAGUUUUAGAAAUAAUUCAAAAGGAACCAAAUAGUAUAAAUUCAGUAGAUUCAUUAAAUUGGACACCUUUACAUGUUGCUGUUUCAAAUAAAUCAAUUGAAGUUGUUACUUUAUUAUUAGAAAGAAAUAUUGAAAUUUCAAUUAAAAGAUAUACAGCAUUUCAUAUUGCAGCAUGUAAUGGUGAUUUAAAUAUAAUUGAAAAGAUGAUUACAAUGAAUAGAGUGCCAAAUGGUAAUAUAUUAUCAAAUGAUAUGGAGACAAGUUUAUUUUUAUCAAUUACAAAUAAUCAUUUUGAAAUUUCAGAAAAGAUAAUGGACUAUUAUCAAAGUAGUAUGAAUAGUAAUGAAUUUAAAAAGAUGAUUGAUCAAUUUAAUGUCCAUGGUGUAUCACCAUUGAUAAUGUCAGUAUUAAGAAAGAAUUUAAAGAUGAUAAAGAAAUUGAUUGAAGAGGGUGAUGCAGAUAUCAAUAGUUUUAAAAAGGAUAAUUCAACAUCACUACAUUGUGCAGCAAUAAUCGAUUUCACCGAAGCAAUUGAGUAUCUAUUAGAUAUUGGUGGUAUUGAACUAAUGAAUUCAAUUAAUAGAUAUGGUAAUUCACCAAUUCAUGAAGCUGCAAUUAAAGGUAACUUUAAAUCAAUUCAAACUUUUAUAAAUCAAUUAAAAAAGAUAAUAAUUAAAAAUAAUUGUAGUGAUGGUGAUAGUGAUAAAGAUAAAUUAAAUUUAUUAUUAUUGGAAAUUAUUGAUAAAAAAGAUAAAGAUGGUUCAACACCGUUACAUUUAUGUUGUAAUUGUGUAAAUUCUGAUAAUAUUGAAAAUAAUUUAAAAUCAUGUAAAGUUUUAAUUGAAGAAGGUGGUGUUCAAGUAAAUGGUAUCGAUAGUGGUAAUGCAACAGCUUUGCAUAUAUUAGCAUGUGUUGGUGAAGAUAAAUCAUUACCAUUGGUUAAAUAUUUCCUUAGUAUUGGUUCUGAUCCAACAAUUGAAAAUAAAUAUGGGUGGACACCAAUUCAUCAAGCUUAUAAUAAUAAAAAUAUUCAAAUUUAUCAAUUACUUUUAGAUCAUUUAAAAUUAACAAAUUCAACAUAUAAAUUAGAUAUUGAAAAGAAAAGAGUAUUUCAAUCAUCAUCAACAUCAACAUCAUCAUCAUCAUCAUCAUCAUCAUCAUCAUCAUCAUCAUCAUCAUCAUCAUCAUUAUUAUUAAAUAAAGAAGAAUUAAAAUUAAAAGGAAUUGAAAGAUUAAAAAAUGUAAUUAAUGGAAUUAAAAAAGGUGAAUUUAAAAAUGUAAUUGUAUUAAGUGGUGCAGGUAUAAGUGCCAAUGCAGGUAUACCACCAUAUAGAACUAAAGAUGGAUUGUUGGCAAAGAAUAAACAAUUUUCAUUCUCAAUGGAGAUAUUAGAGAAACAUCCAGAUGUAUUUUAUCAAGCGAUAAGAGAUCACUUUUAUCCCAUUAUUAAAGCAUCAAAUGAUAAUGAUCGUGAUGAUGGUAUUAGUGCAGGUAUUAAAUCAACGAAAUCCCAUUAUUUCAUUAAUGAUUUAAAUGAAAAGUAUGGAUGUUUAUUAAGAAAUUAUACUCAAAAUGUUGACCCUUUACAAGAGAGAACAGGCACUCCUACCGAUAAGAUCAUUCAUGCUCAUGGUUCAUUCGAUCAAUGGUAUUGUACAGUUUGUCAAAAACAAUACACUGAUAAGAGUGAUAGAAUUUGGAGAGAAAUUGGUAGAGGUGGUUUACCAUUUUGUACGGAACCUGAAUGCAGACAUGUCAUCAGACCAAAUGUUGUGUUCUUUGGUGAACCACUCUCUCAAGACUUUAGAGUAAAUACAAUCACAGAUUUUAGAAAAGCUGAUCUAUUAAUUGUAAUGGGUACAAGUUUAAUAGUUUAUCCAUUCGCUUCACUUGUUAAUGAUGUUGCUUCUGAUGUUCCAAGAUUACUAUUCAAUUUCGAAUCAACUGGUCCAUUUGUAAAUACAAUGGAUUUAGAAAGAAAGGAAAAAUUAAAACAACAACAAGAAAAUGAAAGUGGUGAAUCAUCAAAUGAUAAUGAUAAUAAUGAAUUAAUAGUUGAAGCAAGAGGUAAUAGAGAUAUAGUAAUUUUAGGUGAUUGUGAUAAAGGUGUUGAUUAUUUCAAUACUCUAUUUAAUUCAUUUUAA
Molecule: messenger RNA, 2337 nt
Organism: Dictyostelium discoideum AX4
Lineage: Eukaryota; Evosea; Eumycetozoa; Dictyosteliales; Dictyosteliaceae
Gene: sir2B
Product: ankyrin repeat-containing protein
Exons: 3
Coding region: 1-2337 (778 amino acids)
Molecular function (GO): NAD+ binding; NAD-dependent protein lysine deacetylase activity
Source: RefSeq, a predicted model, not a curated record